AUGAACAACGAAACGACCGAGACAUGCAUGUUCUUCAUAGACGACUCCAACAUUUGGAUCGAGGCGCAAAAGUUCGCGGCGUCGGGCAACAGCCACAUGCCCAAGCUGACCGACAGCGACCGGGACCCGCGCCUCCGCAUCGACGUCGGCAAACUGAUCGACACGCUCCGCAAGGACCGCGUCCAGGGCCGGUCCUUCCUCUACGGGUCCCGGCCGCCCCCGAACGACUCGGUGUGGAAAGCGUACGAAAAGUUCAGGUUCCAGACCAAGAUCUACGACCGGUCCCAGGGCGGCAAGGAGAAAGAAGUCGAUAAUUCCAUGGCCACGGACCUCAGCUCCGAGGCUACCGAGCUCAGCAUCAGAGCCGAGUAUGACCCCAAGGUGAUGAAGCAGAAGAACGAGACGGUCUUUGUCGCAAUCACGGGAGAUCGUGACAUGCUGCCCGCGAUUAAGAAAGUACUGAAACACGAGAUCCGGGUGGAGCUCUGGGCCUGGAGGUCGGGCAUCUCCAAAGACUACCAGAGAUUGAGUUACGACAAUAGCCUCCUGUCCGUAGAGUUUAUGGAUGGGAUCUUCGGUAUGAUUUCGUUCACCAACUUCCAGUCCACCCGCCAAAACAAGUCGAACCACGUCGACCCCGGCCAGGCCAUCGUGCUUUGCGAAUUUGGUGACCUGAGCCUGAAUGACAUCGAACAUUUCAUCUGCGACCAGCUUCUCCAGCUAGGUCGUCUGUUCUACAUCACCCGCUCGCAGACAGAGACCGAGAUGUUCGUCGAGUUCCCCAAGGUCGAGAAUAUCGAGGCGAUGGUUCUGAAAGCUGGAGAAUUAUUCGACGGCAUACUGAAAGUGCGGUCCUGGCCAGAGUACGCGAACAGUGCCAACAAGAACCUACCGGUCUUGGUCGAGACGAGCAACAUGUAUACGCCAUUGACGGGGGAGAAUGGGCAAUUUGCAACCACCGCCUCACCGAAAGGAGGAUACAGGGCUCUCAAUGGACUUGGGGUCAGUGACUCUGGGGAGAUACAAGGCCUGAAAGACCCCGACAACAACGACGGCUGGCAGACCGUCGCCCGGUCCGACCUCGGCAAGGAUCAUCGGCGUGGCCUGCGCCAGACUCAGAGAUGCCCCGAGCGCAUCCGUUGCAAGAAGAGGGGAGAAUGUGGGUACCGACACACUGACGAGGAGCGCGAUCUGUUUCGAGACAUGCCCAACCAGAACUUUGGGCUGUGGAAGACAAAGGCGUGCAACAACGUCCCGUAUUGCCGCCGCGGCAAGCGAUGCGGGUUUGCUCAUAGCGCAGCCGAAGCAUGGUGCCUUAGGUGUCGUCUGGAGGGUCACUACACAGAGAAAUGUCGGUAUAAAGGCUAG
Messenger RNA from Thyridium curvatum, 1368 nucleotides. RefSeq lists its product as uncharacterized. Gene Ontology annotation, molecular function: RNA nuclease activity. NCBI's taxonomy places the organism in Eukaryota, Fungi, Ascomycota, Sordariomycetes, Thyridiales, Thyridiaceae. The transcript has a single exon. Bases 1 to 1368 code for a protein of 455 amino acids. The record is from RefSeq and is a predicted model, not a curated record.